Thlaspi arvense is the source of this 333-nucleotide messenger RNA. Lineage: Eukaryota; Viridiplantae; Streptophyta; Magnoliopsida; Brassicales; Brassicaceae. The record is from the annotation of a GenBank genome assembly.
AUGCAGAUGGGGUGGGUGAUGAACGAGGUUCUCCGGCUAUACUCGCCGGCACCGAACGUGCAGAGGCAGGCAAGAGAAGACAUCGGGGUGGGCGAGGCGACGGUUCCUAAAGGUACCAAUGUGGGAUUUGAUGUAGUGGCCAUGCACCACGACCACUCUCUCUGGGGAGACGACGUCAACGAAUUCCGGCCGAGAGGUUCUCCGACGACCUUUACGGAGGGUGCAAGCACAAGAUGGGUUUCCUGCCGUUCGGAGUACCGCCAUCGUCCAUCUUACUUGCUCUCUCUGAGGCCUAGUCACGGGCUGCCUCUCAUGCUCGAGCCUCUCAGAUAG